AUGGGUAUCGAUCUCGAUCGCCAUCACGUCCGAAACACCCAUCGGAAGGCUCCCAAGAGCGACAAUGUCUAUCUCAAGCUCUUGGUGAAGCUCUACCGCUUCCUUGCCCGUCGCACUGACGCCAACUUCAACAAAGUCGUUCUCAAGCGCCUGUUCCAAUCCCGCAUCAACCGCCCUCCAGUUUCCAUCUCGCGCAUCGUUGGCAAGACCCAAACCGAGUCCGCUCAAAAGGCCUACAAGGGCAAGACAGUUGCUAUCAUUGGCACCGUUACCGACGACAACCGUCUUACCACAGUCCCCGAAUUGCAUGUCGCCGCGCUACGAUUUACUGCUACUGCCCGUGCCAGAAUCGAGAAGGCUGGCGGUGAAGCUAUCACUCUGGAUCAAUUGGCUCUGAGACACCCCACCGGAAGCAAUGUUGUUCUGCUUAGAGGUCCCAAGAACGCUCGUGAGGCCGUCAAGCACUUUGGCAUGGGACCCCACAAGCACAAGAAGCCCUACAUCGAGAGCAAGGGACGCAAAUUCGAGAAGGGCAGAGGCCGAAGACGAAGCAAGGGUUUCAAGGUCUAA
Molecule: messenger RNA, 570 nt
Organism: Exophiala bonariae
Lineage: Eukaryota; Fungi; Ascomycota; Eurotiomycetes; Chaetothyriales; Herpotrichiellaceae
Exons: 3
Coding region: 1-570 (189 amino acids)
Biological process (GO): translation
Cellular component (GO): ribosome; cytosolic large ribosomal subunit
Molecular function (GO): structural constituent of ribosome; RNA binding
Source: RefSeq, a predicted model, not a curated record